This is a messenger RNA of Mizuhopecten yessoensis (Yesso scallop), 2815 nucleotides long. RefSeq names its product laccase domain-containing protein 1-like. Gene Ontology annotation, molecular function: copper ion binding. NCBI's taxonomy places the organism in Eukaryota, Metazoa, Mollusca, Bivalvia, Pectinida, Pectinidae. The coding region runs from base 75 to 1283 and encodes 402 amino acids. The record is from RefSeq and is a predicted model, not a curated record. The transcript has 2 exons.
UUUUUCCCAGCGACACAUUUUGCAUUUUGAUAAUCGAUUACUUCCGUAUCUUACAUAGGCAGGAAGGAAGAACGAUGGCCGGAACUGAAAGAACGUACAUGUUGGACCUUUGGACAGAACAGCACUGCAAUGAUGUAGUAGAGAAAAUCUUAAGUUUACCUCCGACAGAAAAUAGUAGUGUGUUGUUACUGGCGAGCGACUCCUCACAAUCAGAUAGCGUGAAGACAGCAUUGGGCAAACAGAACCAUGACAAAGUAGUUCAGUUUGGAAACAAAGAUAAGAUUGCAGUGUUUUACGAUGCGAAAUUGUAUUUGGACAAACAUGGACUUUGCGCCUUUUCUGUGCUGUGUUCCAAUAGACACGUCCAGUACUGGCGCCUGCUGUUGACGCGUUUUAUCACGAAUGUUUAUGAAUGGAAAAUCAUAACAGUCGAUCAACAGGAAACGGAAGUCUUCACAGAGGAACAGAUUACGAAAGAUGUCAGCAACUUCUUUGGCUCUCAGACGUCAGCUUUUGGUGACGUCAGCACGCUUACGUCACCCAUCAUUCCCACGGAUUUGUUCUACCAUGGUUUUAGUUGCAGAACUGGUGGACUGUCGUCACUCCCAGGAAUGAAAUCCCUAAAUCUCGUGUUUUCUCAAUCCAAACGCGAUCCUAAAGCUUUAGUGCAAGAAAACCGUCGAAAGUUGGCAAAACACGUCGGAUUUGAUCCGGAACAGUUUCGUGUAGCGAGUGCCGUACACGGAAAUUGCGUCCUUGUCGUUGGGGAGCAGGAACCGGAAGGAUAUGACGGGAUCGCUACCGAUCGACUGGGAACAACUUUAGGUGCCCCUGGCGCAGAUUGUGUAACGAUGAUUUUUGCCGAUCCUGUCAAAAGAGCAUGUGCAGCACUUCAUUCUGGUUGGAUGGGUACAGUGAAACGCGCAUGUGUAGAAGUUAUCCACAAAAUGGCGACAGCAUUUGGCACUAACCCGGCUGACAUCUGUGUAGCAAUGGGUCCAUCCAUUGGUCAGUGCUGUUUCGAAUUCGACGCUGACAAAAUCGGCCAGUUCAAUGAUAUAGUUGAAGAAGCAGCUGUGGUGAGUGAUGAUGGCCUGAAAGCGUUUGUGAAUUUGCAGUUGUGCAAUCGCGUGUUACUGGAACAAAAUGGCGUAAAACCCAAUAACAUUGACGAUAAAUCCUGUACAAAAUGCACCAGCUGUAACUCAGAGUUGUUUUUCUCAUACCGGCGCGACGGCCGACCAUUUGGCAACCAAUUAGGAUUCAUAGGAAUGAGAAUGUAGUAACUGCAGAUCUUGAUGCCACAUCUGAACUUCAGAUGCACCGCCGCAGUAAGAUGGAAACCCGAAAGUCGUUAUGGAGAGCUUUAUAUGGGAUAAGAAUAUGUCAGAAGAACUUUCAUACUCGGUAAAAUCUAUAUAAACACUAUUGAAAUCAAGCGAGUUUUAAACUGCGUUUUUCUAACCAAAGUGUAGCCAGUCGUAUAAACCCAUCUUGCUAUUUGCCAGCCAAUGUAUAUUGAAAACAUGAAACAGAGAGGAAAAGUUGUAAGGUGAACCGAGAUAGCUAGGUUGGAAAGGGGAAGGAAUGAAUGAGUUGUGUAAAAAGAGAGUAGCCAAAUGCUGCGUAGAUGAUCUUAAGAUAAUAAAUCGAUAAAGAAAAAGUUGUGUAACGGAGUGAUAACGCUACCAAUUGAUAUAAUGCCCAACUUUGCGGGGUUAGCCAAGAUAAAGGUUGUAGCUUUAGUGUUUUAUAUCUCAAGUGUGGAAUGUGAAAAAAUAUUUAGCCUCGGAAAUAUUAUCAAGUCUAAGUACAGGUGUUAAUUGUGUAUGCCAUUCGAUAUUGUUGUCCAAAACGUGAGCAUUUCGAUAUAGAAAAAGUGGAAAGGCAAGAAAAAAGAGAAAUGAUGAGCAUGUUGAAUAAACCUAAACAGCCUUCAGUAACACAUAAGUUAUCGUUACAUAAAUAUCAUUACUUAAACCGUCUAAAAUCAUGGUAGACUAAGAAUUUUACAGCCAUUUGUCCAUCAUUAAAAAUUGACUUAUGAAGGUGAAACCUCUUCAUUGCAUCCAAUUCAUUCUUGGUAUCCAUGUGUAGCUUAUAUCUCCGUCGGGGGGUUAAAAUUCAUGCUGAAAUUAACAAUAACUUAUCGCCAUAGUUAAUGUCUCUAGCUAUAUGUUUAAUACAACGUUUAAUCAUGUUGGUACACAGUGCACUUGAUCUGCAGGAGAUUUUGACGUUGCAUAUAUUAUUACUUCUACCGACCUGACAAAAAAUGUACAUUAACCCUUUUUACAAAUAAAAAUAAAAUGCGCUUGCCAACUAAGAUAACAGCCACCCUCCACCCUCUUCGAUAAGAAAAAAAGUGGAUUUUGGAAAGUUUUGGAAUGACAACUCUUCGUUAAAAUGUGAACUUCAUGUACGAUGGUCCGAAUUACAGAACAUCAUUUCCAAUCCAUCUUCGUUGUACUCUCACCUGAAACUUGUCCGUCAUUAUCACGGCGGUCAAAUAAGGUCAGGGUUAAAGUAAGUCUUUUUGUCUUUGCUUAGAUCCGGAUACAUAUAAUGCAAUCCGGAUAGUAUAAGGUAAGCGCACCAAUGUAAAGUACCAUCUGGAAGAUUAUCAAAUGGCGAAACAUUUAUUUAUCCACAAUAAAGAUUUUUUUUAACAUUUUUUUUAUAGUUAUUACAUAUAACAUACGUUAAGUUUGUCAAACAUAUAAUCAAAUAACAUGAAACUAGGUGUCAACUUUAUUUUGUAAUUAAAUCGGAUUACUUUUCUAUUUGAUUAAAGACAUGCAUACAGUGUACUGUU